Asparagus officinalis (garden asparagus) is the source of this 1946-nucleotide messenger RNA. RefSeq names its product F-box protein At5g06550. NCBI's taxonomy places the organism in Eukaryota, Viridiplantae, Streptophyta, Magnoliopsida, Asparagales, Asparagaceae. Gene Ontology annotation, cellular component: nucleus. The record is from RefSeq and is a predicted model, not a curated record. Gene Ontology annotation, molecular function: cis-regulatory region sequence-specific DNA binding; protein binding.
CUCUGCUGCUGCUCUCCUCUCCCGUCGAAGAAUGCCCACUGCAUUCCGCCAUUCUCAUCAAAAAACCCAAAAUCAACAAAAAGAAGAUGAAAAACAAGAAAAACAAGAAACAAACGCCUAAAUCCCCCCAAACCCUAAACCCCCAAAUCCAACAACAGCCACAAGAAUCCGAAGAAGAAGAAGAAAUCGGAGAACUAGGGUUUAAGCUGAAACCCUCAUCAACCCCCUCCCAAACCCUAGCGAUCCAGCCCCUCGGCAACCUCUACCUCUCAAAUUCCACCAACAUCCGCAACCCCGGCCUCGGCUCCCUCCAAAUCAUCCCCGACGACCUCAUCCCCGACCUCCUCGCCCUCCUCGACCCCCAAAACCUAGCUCUCCUCUCCGCCGCCAGCAAAUCCCUCUACGUCUUCGCCACCCACGCCUGGCGAAACUUCGUCCUCGAUCGCCUCAAAGGUGCGUUCUUUUUCGCCGGGUCGUGGCGAUCCACUUACAUUGCUUCGCUAAAUUGUGAAUCGAUUCCGUGCUCUGGGCUCAAAAUUGGGAACUUUUACUCGGAUUAUCUGUUUCAAAGCUGGCUCUGUGCCAAUCUCGAAAUGAAGCCGGAAUGGCUUGAGAGAGAUAAUAUUCAGAGAAGGAAAGGGAUUUCAGUGGAGGAGUUUGUUUCCUGCUUUGAGGAGCCGAACAAGCCGGUUCUUCUUGAAGGUUGCGUUGAUGGCUGGCCGGCGAUGAAGAAGUGGAGUAAGGAGAGUUUGAUCAGGGUUUGUGGGGAUGCUAGUUUUUCUGUAGGGCCCGUGGAGAUGAAGCUCGAUAGGUUUUUUCAUUACUCGGAUCUUGCGAAGGAGGAGCGGCCGCUUUAUCUGUUUGAUCCUAAGUUUGUCGAGAAAGUUCCUGAACUAGGGUUUGAUUAUGAGGUUCCGAUUUACUUUAGGGAAGAUUUGUUCUCGGUUUUGGGGGAGGAGAGGCCGGACUUUAGGUGGGUUAUAAUUGGGCCAGCUGGUUCGGGCUCAUCGUUUCAUGUGGACCCGAAUUCUACUUCGGCUUGGAAUGCGGUGAUCAAGGGGUCGAAGAAGUGGGUGAUGUUCCCGCCGGAGGUUGUUCCUCCGGGUGUGCAUCCGAGCCCGGAUGGGGCGGAGGUUGCAUGCCCGGUGUCUAUUAUGGAGUGGUUUAUGAAUUUUUAUGGGGCAUGCAAGGAUUGGAAGAGGAGGCCUGUUGAGUGUGUGUGCAAGGCCGGGGAUGUGGUUUUUGUGCCUAAUGGAUGGUGGCAUUUGGUGAUUAAUCUUGAAGAUUCUAUUGCUAUUACUCAGAAUUAUGUGAGCAGGAGGAACUUGUUAAAUGUUCUGGAUUUUCUGAAAAAGCCCAAUGCAAGUGAGCUUGUCUCAGGAACAAAAGAUCGGGUAAACUUGCACGACAAAUUCAGGACUGCCAUCGAAGCAGCAUUUCCAGGAACCAUUGAUCAGCUCGCAUUUGUUGCCAGAGAGAAGAUGUUGGCCCAACAAAAGAAACAGAGCUUCUGGGAGUCAGCUACUGAUGCCAAUUCUGGUGGUUUCAAGUUUUCUUUUUGAUCCUCCCCCCAAAAUAUGAAAGAGAGUUGGAAGCUUUUGCUUCCCCUCUCCUCCAACCUUCAAAUCUUCUGAUAGUCGCCACUGAGAUUGCGAUAAGUAGCUCAACUUUCUUUACUAUCGAUUCAUCAAUUCGAAAUACUGAUGAAGAGUUCGAAUCUAGCUUCUCAUCUAUGUGUCCUCUUAUGUCUUCAAAACUUCAUAGGAGCGGGCACUGAUGUGAGCGUGGGAGGUGUCGAGAGCUCAGUUUCUAAUCUAAACAGGAAAGAGCGGGUUGCUAGCUAUUCAGAUACGUGGAUGUUACAAGGCAAAUUAUUUAUCUGUUGUAUCAACCUUGUCAUUGACAUUGUUUAAUAAUUCCAAUUUUUAUUCGAUUUUUUUUAUUUA